CAAUUUAUUCAAAACAUUUGAUGUUAUUUUUCAAAUUCCAGUGUGAAAUUUUUUUGAAAUUUACAAAUUAUAAUUACAAUUUCGUUAGGAUUUGUUACAGUGUUACAGAACACUUAACAAUGAAAAUGUAAUAAUUUUUGUUUUUCUAUAGGUGGGGAUUUAAAUGCUCCUUAUGCACAUUCUGGAACGUUCCAGAGUAGUGCGAGGCUCUCCCUUCGAGCAUACUCUUAAUAAUUGUGGGUAAAAAUCAAACUUGCCACCCAAAGUCACUUUCAAACUACGGUCAUAAGUUUUAAAGUACCUUGUAUUCGUUGCAUGCGUUUCUAGACUUGGCAACAUUGUAUUCUCUUCAACCUUUAACAUAACCUCAUUCUGUAAGUUCUGUCACGUUUGCGUUUACCCAAAAGCUAAAAUAGAGAAAUUUUGGCUUUUAAAAAUGGACAGCUCGCAAAAUGUAGAUUACUUAGUAGUAGAUACAACGGGAUUUAUUCAAAAUUCACCUCUGCAGAACAUCGGUAAAAACAUUGUGACAUGCCAAGAAGUUGUUAACGAAAUUACAAAUAAACGACAGUUGAGAAGGCUUAUAGUACUGCCUUACGAUUUGAGCAUUAAAAAUGUCUACCCAGAAAGUAUUCAGGUCAUAACAGAAUUUGCGAAAAAAACUGGAGAUUAUCCGUGCCUAUCAGCCACAGAUAUAAAAGUAAUGGCAUUGACUUACCAGUUGGAAAAGGAGCACGUAGGGACAGACCACCUUAACAACGAACCAAUUAGGCGAAAUGUAAAUUUCAUGACCAAAAGUCAACCUCCUCCGGUUAAGGCAGAUGUGGUGGGCUUCUAUGAUCCCAAAAACAAAACCGAUCAUAAUCCAGACACCUCGGUGGAACAGGGAGAUGAUGACCGGAGUGAUGACGAAAUUAACAAUUUGGAUGAGUUGGACGAUCAACUGCUAGAGAAAUUUCACUCAUUGGAUUGUGACGAUAUUGAAAACGAGGAUGAUGCAGAAAACAUUCUGGUGUCUAUCACAGAUCAACCUGAAGGUUCACAGGAGUCAGAUUCAGAUGACGACAUUGGUUGGAUUACACCCUCAAACAUAAAGAGUGCCAAGAAACAGUUAGAUGGAGAAACAACAGAGGAAAUCUCUGUGAAAGUAGCAUGUAUAACUACCGAUUUUGCUAUGCAAAACGUUUUGAAACAAAUGAAUUUGAAUGUCGCCACCUUAGAUGGAAGAAUGAUCAAACAAUUGAGAACAUUUAUUUUACGCUGCCAUGCUUGUUUUAAAACGACAAGCAUUAUGACAAAGAUUUUCUGCCCAAAAUGCGGGAAUAAAACCCUAAAACGAGUGGCAGUAACACUCGACGAGGAGGGAAACCAACAAAUCCACAUAAACGCCAGACGUCCAAUUACUGGCAGAGGAAAACGAUAUUCUCUACCUACAAUUAAGGGCGGAAAACACUCCAAUAAUCCCCAUUUGGUAGAAGAUCAGCCGUUUCCAGAUCAGCAGCCAACGAGAUUAGCCAAAACGAAGACAAAUCCAUUAAAUGAUGAUUAUAUUGCCGGUUUCUCCCCAUUUGUGAUGCGUGAUGUGACAUCAAAGUCAGCUCAACUCAAAAUUCGUCCACAUUCAACAGUUAAGCAUUGGAUGAAGAAAAAUCCAAAUGAAGCUUUUCGGAGGAAAAAGUAGUUGCAUAAAUAAUCUCCUUUAUUACAGAUAUAAUAAAAUUUUAUUGAUUAAAGUUUUCUUUAAUGA
This is a messenger RNA of Photinus pyralis (common eastern firefly), 1747 nucleotides long. RefSeq names its product RNA-binding protein NOB1. Bases 437 to 1681 code for a protein of 414 amino acids. NCBI's taxonomy places the organism in Eukaryota, Metazoa, Arthropoda, Insecta, Coleoptera, Lampyridae. Gene Ontology annotation, molecular function: RNA endonuclease activity. The transcript is spliced from 3 exons. The record is from RefSeq and is a predicted model, not a curated record. Gene Ontology annotation, cellular component: preribosome, small subunit precursor. Gene Ontology annotation, biological process: maturation of SSU-rRNA; ribosomal small subunit biogenesis.